Messenger RNA from Dromaius novaehollandiae (emu), 486 nucleotides. Its product is annotated as olfactory receptor 14A16-like. The record is from RefSeq and is a predicted model, not a curated record. The annotation marks the transcript as partial. NCBI's taxonomy places the organism in Eukaryota, Metazoa, Chordata, Aves, Casuariiformes, Dromaiidae. Gene Ontology annotation, cellular component: plasma membrane. The transcript has a single exon. Gene Ontology annotation, biological process: G protein-coupled receptor signaling pathway; detection of chemical stimulus involved in sensory perception of smell. Gene Ontology annotation, molecular function: olfactory receptor activity.
AGACCCCUGCACUAUGGGACACUCAUGGGCAGCAGAGCUUGUGUGAAAAUGGCAGCAGCUGCCUGGGGCACUGGUUUUCUCAAUGCUCUCCUGCACACUGCUAACACAUUUUCAAUACCACUCUGCCAAGGCAACACAGUGGACCAGUUCUUCUGUGAAGUUCCCCAGAUCCUCAAGCUCUCCUGCUCAGACUCCUACCUCAGGGAACUUGGGCUUCUUGUGGUUAGUCUUUGUUUACUCCUUGGGUGUUUCAUUUUCAUUGUGGUGUCCUACGUGCAGAUCUUCACAGUCGUGCUGAGGAUCCCCUCUGAGCAGGGCCGGCACAAAGCCUUUUCCAUGUGCCUCCCGCACCUGGCCGUGGUCUCCCUGUUUGUCAGCACUGCAAUGUUUGCCUACCUGAAGCCCUCCUCCCUCUCCUCCCCAUCUCUGGAUCUGGUGGUGGCUGUUCUGUACUCGGUGGUGCCUCCAGCAGUGAACCCCCUCCUC